Rattus norvegicus (Norway rat) is the source of this 4096-nucleotide messenger RNA. RefSeq names its product RIKEN cDNA 3300002I08 gene like 1. The record is from RefSeq and is a predicted model, not a curated record. Lineage: Eukaryota; Metazoa; Chordata; Mammalia; Rodentia; Muridae.
GCCCUUCUUUUCCUCGCGCUACUCCCAGUCAACAGCUCUACCCAGAGGUCUUUGCGCCUUUGUGCUAUAUCCUGCUAAUUACUUCACUAGAGGCUUUGCGGCCGGGUUGCAGCAUAGACAGAAGGGUUCCUGGCACACAUUUCUACCCAUCACCAUUGUACCAGAGGCAGUAGCAAAGAAUUCUGCCAAUCCCAGUGACAGAAGCACACUCUAGCUGGAGGUGGCAGAAGGGCAAAGGGAGCCUUAGAUUUCCAAGUGUUAGAUGGGGAUUACGAAGAUGAAUUUCUGAAGACCUGAGUUUCCUGAGCAUGAGGCUCCAGAAGCUCCUGGCCCUUCCCAGCCUGCAAUGGAUAAAACAAUGAAGCAGAAGCACCAGAAGCAGAAGCAGAAGCAGAAGCAGCAGCAGGGGUGGCAGAGGUAGCAAGGAUCUGAGCAUGCCAAGAGGUAUAGUGACCUAUGAUGAUGUGCAUGUCAACUUCACUCAGGAAGAGUGGGCUUUGCUGGAUCCUUCUCAGAAGAGUCUCUACAAAGAUGUGAUGCUGGAGACCUAUAGGAAUCUUGCUGCUAUAGGCUACGUUUGGGAACAUCUUAAUAUUGAAGAACAUUUUCAAAGUUCUAGAAGACAUGGAAGACAUGAGAGAAGUCAUACUGAAGAGCAGUCUUCUCAGUUUAUUCCAUGCGGUGAAGCCUUGGUACUUCACCGUUAUCUUCAAAUACAUAAAAGGACACACACUGGACAGAAAUCCUUUGAAUGUAACCAAUGUGGUAGAACCUUUUCAGGAAAUCGUCAUCUCCUAAGACAUAAAAGAAUACAUACUGGUGAGAAGCCCUAUAAGUGUAACCUAUGUGGUAAAGACUUCACACGACACUGUUCUCUUCAAAGACAUAAAAGAAUUCAUACAGGAGAGAAACCUUAUGAAUGUAAUCAGUGUGGUAAAGGCUUUGUAUGUCACAAUAGUCUCAAAAGACAUAAAAGAACACAUACAGGAGAGAAGCCCUAUAAAUGUAGUCAGUGUGAUAAAGCCUUUUCAUGUCCAAGUAGUCUCCUGUAUCAUAAAAGAACACAUACUGGAGAGAGACCAUAUGAAUGUAAUGAAUGCGGUAAAGCCUUUAAACGUUAUGGUCAUCUUCAUAUACAUAAAAGAACACACACUGGAGAGAAGCCCUUUGAAUGUGACCAAUGUGGUAAAACCUUUGCACGAAACAAUCAUCUCCUACAACAUAAGAGAGUACACAAUGGAGAGAAACCCUAUGAAUGCAAGCAUUGUGGUAAAGCCUUUGCAUAUUAUAAUAGUCUCCAAGUGCAUAACCGAACACAUACAGGAGAGAAACCCUAUGAGUGUAAUCAAUGUGGUAAAGCCUUUUCAUGUACAAGUGGUCUCCUGCAUCAUAAACAAAUACAUAACACACACAGGGGAGAAACCUUUUGAAUAUAAUCAAUGUGUUAAAGCCUUUCCAAACCAACCUAGUCUGCAAAUACAUAAAACAACACAUACUGGAGAGAAACUGUUUGAAUGCAACCAAUGUGGUAAAGCCAUUGCAUAUUCAUGGUCUUCUCUGAAUACAUGAAAGAAUAUCUACUGGAGAUGUAUAUUAUGAGUGCAAGCAAUGAAGCCUUUGCACACAUCUGUAGUCAUCAUCAUGGAAGAAUCCAUACUGGAUAGAAACUCUGAAUGUAUUUAAUAUGGUGAAGCCUUUUCAAAUUCCACAAAAGACUUUCAUAAUCAUCAAAGAGAAACCCUAUAAAUGUAUUUAAUAUGGUGAAACCUUUGCACAUUUCUACAGUUUUCAUCAUCAUGAAAGUACUCACACUGUAGAGAAAGUCUGUGAGUGUAGCAAUGUGGAAAAGCCUAUGUGUAAUAUGGUCCGCUGAGAUCCAACACAACUCAAACUCAUGCUAUGAAAAUGACUAGAAUUUAUUGUAGUGAAGCUGCUGCUGCUGGAUCAAGGCCAGAGAACAUACUUGAAGGCUGAACUGUGACCCUCCCAAUUCACCUCCUCACACUGAGCCACAGUGAAAACCAGAAAGGUCUGUGCCAAGUUACAGCUACAUUUCCCCACCAAACAGGAUUUAGUGAUAGGGGCUUUGUUCAUGGAGUUUACUAUGUCAUCUGAUACAGAACGUAGGUGUUACAAUCUAAUCAAUCAUAUCCACUGUUCUAUUGUGGUUAGGAACAGGCAUUAUGUUUUGAAGAGUAACAGAUGAAUAGAACAAGAAAUUAUUAGGGGCACUCAUUAUGUUUUCAGGAACAAAAGAUGCUCAAUGGAAGCUGGUCUACUAUUUGGAAGUCUCCAGCUGCCCUAGGGCCUGGGAAUUUGAACUUAGUUUCACCUUAUGAUUACAAAGAAGUUGAUAACAAAAAGGCAAUACUUAGGACAUAUUUCUUUUGCUUGUUCCCAACAUUUAUAUAUCACAGUCAUUUUGAAUACAUAAAAAAACCACAUUGGAGAGAAACCAUGCAAAUGUAAUCAAUGUGAUAAAGACUUUUCACAACACAGCUCUUUGCAAAUACAUAAAGGAACAUAUACUGGAUAGGAAUCUUAUGAAUAUACAGUUGAUUAAUUAGUUGAUGUAGUAGUGUGAAAAGUCAUGAAAAAAUGUUAUACUGCAAAGAAAGUCAUCAUUGUAAUCAGUGGGGUAUUAUUUUGUACUUCAUGGUAUCUUCAUACAAGAGUAAAACACUUAAUGUAUAAUCCAUCUUUUAAAGCCUUUCCAUAUUACAGUCGUCUUUGAGGACCUAACCAACUUUUAUUGAAGGGAGACUAUGACUAUAAAGGAUUUGGUAAUAUCUAUAGCUGACACACUUACAUUAAGUUACACAAGAUUUUUCUGGAAUUCUUUAUAUAUUUUGUAUAUUACUUGUCUAUUGGAUACAGGGUUAGUGAAGAAAUUUCCCCAAUCUGUAGGUUGCUGUUUUGUCCUAUUGACAGUGUCCUUGCCCUCCAGAAGCUUUUCAGUUUUAUAAGGCCCCAUUUGUCUAGUUUUGAUCUUAGAGCCUUAGUCAUUGGUUUUGUUUAGAAAAUUUUCUCCUGUGCCAACGAGUUUGAGGCUAUAUCCAAUAUCUCUGCUUUUAGACUCCGUGUAUCUGGCUUUAUGUUGAGCUCUCCAAAACACGUUACCCCAUUAAAAAAUGGGGACAGAGCUAAACAGAAUUCUCAGCAGACAGAUCUUGAAUGGCCGAGAAGCAAAGAGUUGUUCAACAUCCUUAGUCAUCAGGGAAAUGCAAAUCAAAAUGAUCGAGAUUUUACCUUACACCCAUCAGAAUGGCAAAGAUCAAAAACUUAAGUGACAGCACAUGCUGGUGAGGAAGUGGAGGAAGAGGAACACUCCCCCACUGCUGGUACAAUUGCAAACUGGUGUAAACACUCUGGAAAUCAUUCUGGCAGUUACUCAGGAAAUUGGAAAUUGAUCUACCUAAAGACCCAGCUGUACCACUCAUGGCCAUAUACCCAAAAGAGAUGGGCCCACCCAUCCAUCUUCAAAAAUGUAACCCAGAAUUGUUCCUGUAUAAAGGAAGUGCAUGGAUAAAAAUGGAGCAGAGACUGAAGGAAAGGCCAUCGAGUGACCUGCCGCAUCCCAUGGGCCUGCAUCAGACACUGACACUAUUACUGAUGCCAUGCUGUGCUUGCAAAUAGAAGUCUAGCCUGACCGUCCUCUGAGAGGCUCUACCAGAAACUAAGACUGAUGUACAUACUUAUAGCCAACCAUUAGAGGUCAGGGACAGUAAUGGAAGAGUUAGUGGGAAGAUUGAAGAAGCUGGAGGUGACAACCCCAUAGGAAGAACAAUAGUAUCAACUAACCUGGACCUUCAGAGCCCCUAGAGACUAAGACCCCGACCAACGAGCAUACAUGGGCAUGUCCUUGGCCCCAGACACAUAUAUAGCAAAGGACUGCCUGGUCUGGUUUCUGGGAGUCUGAUCCUGUAGAGACUUGCUGCCCCAUGGAACUGGGAUGCUGGGGGGAGGGUGAGGUUGUGGGGAUUGGGUGCAGGGAAUGCUUGUGGGUGGGGGAAAAGACCACAAAUGUGGGCAACAUUUGGAAUGUAAAUAAAUAUAAUAUUUUAAUAAAAAAGCAAAUUUUUUCUGAAGAAUAAAA